AAUUUUGUUCCUCUUUUCACUUUCGUUUUUGGAUCUUGGCCAUUGAUCCUUUUCAAGAUGAAGAAUGAGACCAACUCGGAUUUGAAAUCCUCCGUCAACGGUGGCGUUGUUGAUGUGUAUGGAGAAGAUUCAGCCACCAUCGAGCACAGCAUAACACCAUGGUCACUCUCUGUUUCUAGUGGUUAUUCAUUGCUGAGAGAUCCUCGCUACAACAAAGGACUUGCUUUCACUGAGAAAGAGAGAGACACUCAUUACUUGCGUGGCCUUCUCCCUCCAGUGGUUCUUGAUCAGAAUCUUCAGGAGAAGAGGUUGAUGAACAAUAUCAGACAGUAUCAGUUUCCAUUACAAAAGUACAUGGCCUUGACAGAACUUCAGGAAAGAAACGAGAGGCUGUUUUACAAGCUGUUGAUAGAUAAUGUGGAGGAGCUUCUUCCUAUUGCUUACACUCCAACUGUUGGUGAAGCUUGUCAGAAAUAUGGAAGUAUUUUCAGGCGACCUCAGGGCUUAUUCAUCAGUUUAAAAGAAAAGGGAAAGAUUCUAGAUGUGUUAAAGAACUGGCCUGAAAGAAACAUACAAGUGAUUGUUGUUACAGACGGCGAAAGGAUUUUGGGAUUAGGAGAUCUUGGAUGUCAGGGGAUGGGUAUACCGGUUGGUAAAUUGGCUUUAUAUUCAGCACUUGGAGGUGUUCGUCCUUCUGCGGUAAUGGCUUUAAAGUGUUUACCUGUUACCAUUGAUGUGGGAACAAACAAUGAGAAACUGUUGAAUGAUGAGUUCUACAUUGGACUCAAACAGAAGCGAGCAACGGGACAGGAGUACAGUGAACUCUUGCAUGAGUUCAUGAGUGCUGUAAAACAGAACUAUGGUGAAAACGUUCUUAUACAGUUUGAAGAUUUCGCAAAUCAUAACGCGUUUGAUCUGCUUGCCAAAUACCGUGACACUCAUCUUGUCUUCAACGAUGAUAUACAGGGGACAGCAGCGGUUGUUCUUGCGGGAUUAGUGUCCUCGCAGAAGUUAACGAACAGUCCACUCGCAGAUCACACCUUCCUCUUUCUUGGUGCUGGUGAAGCUGGUACAGGGAUAGCAGAGCUUAUAGCUCUCUAUAUAUCGAAACAGAUGAAUGCUUCGGUAGACGAAAGCCGCAAGAAGAUCUGGCUUGUUGAUUCCAAGGGACUGAUUGUUAACUCCCGUAAAAAUUCACUUCAAGCGUUCAAGAAACCAUGGGCUCAUGAACAUGAACCGGUCAAAGAUCUCUUAGGUGCUAUCAAGGCCAUAAGACCGACUGUUCUGAUUGGUUCGGCUGGCAUUGGACGGUCUUUUACGAAAGAAGUGAUUGAAGCCAUGUCUUCCAUUAAUGAGAGACCUUUGAUAAUGGCUCUCUCUAACCCGACAACACAAUCAGAAUGUACAGCUGAAGAAGCUUACACUUGGAGUAAGGGUCGUGCAAUAUUCGCAAGUGGAAGCCCGUUUGAUCCAGUUGAGUAUGAAGGAAGUGUGUUUGUAUCUACACAGGCGAACAAUGCGUACAUAUUCCCUGGAUUUGGACUUGGUUUGGUAAUCUCUGGAGCGAUACGAGUACAUGACGAUAUGCUUCUAGCCGCGGCUGAGGCAUUAGCUGGACAAGUAAGCAGAGAGAACUAUGAGAAAGGAAUGAUAUAUCCUUCCUUCUCUUCCAUCCGGAAAAUCUCAGCUCACAUCGCAGCCAAUGUAGCAACCAAGGCAUAUGAACUAGGAGUGGCGGGGCGGCUUCCACGGCCUAAAGAGAUUGUCAAGUGUGCAGAGAGUAGCAUGUACAGUCCCACCUAUCGUCUCUACCGUUGA
Thlaspi arvense is the source of this 1818-nucleotide messenger RNA. Lineage: Eukaryota; Viridiplantae; Streptophyta; Magnoliopsida; Brassicales; Brassicaceae. The record is from the annotation of a GenBank genome assembly.